This is a messenger RNA of Solenopsis invicta (red fire ant), 738 nucleotides long. RefSeq names its product CDGSH iron-sulfur domain-containing protein 3, mitochondrial. Gene Ontology annotation, molecular function: 2 iron, 2 sulfur cluster binding. Bases 187 to 600 code for a protein of 137 amino acids. The transcript has 2 exons. Gene Ontology annotation, cellular component: intracellular membrane-bounded organelle. NCBI's taxonomy places the organism in Eukaryota, Metazoa, Arthropoda, Insecta, Hymenoptera, Formicidae. The record is from RefSeq and is a predicted model, not a curated record.
GUAGCUUCGAUCAGCAGUUGGCACUGGUUAGCACCAGAGUCUUCUCUCUAGUUGGCAUUUACUUCAUGUGUUUGUUCUCACUUCUCGAUUGCUUCUCAUUAUUGUUUGCAUUUAUUGUAAUUGUUGUUUUUGAUUUGUUGCGCGAUUUGUUACUACGCUCAAACGUGAUUGACGUAAUUCAACGAAAUGAGCAUACUAAAUCGAUUUUCACGACUUGCUCCUCUAAGCACAGUCCGUCAUAAAAAUGUUUUUUACUUUUCCUCAAAAACCGACGGUCCACCGAUACCUGUAAAUCCUUUGAAAGAUAUAUACAGUGCCAACAGUCAAACCGGAACUGGAGUGAUAUAUGAUAAGAAACCAUUCAGGAUACAUCUCGAAGCUGGCAAGAAUUAUUCUUGGUGCCUCUGUGGACGAAGUAAGAAUCAACCGUUCUGCGAUGGCACGCACAAAGACAUUUUCCUUAAGAUAAAGCUCAGACCCAUACGUUUUACUGUUACGGAAACUAAGGAAUACUGGCUGUGCAACUGUAAACAGACAUCAAACCGACCCUUCUGCGAUGGCACACACAAAAGGCCAGAUAUACAGGAGAAGAAAUUAUAGAAGAAAUCAUCAAACUGUACUGAUAUAGAAUUAUAAAUUUCGAUAUAAAAGUUAUUUUUAUGGUGCACCACGCCUUUUAUAGAUAUUUUAAGUGAUGUAUAUAAUAUACAUAUUAAUAAAAAUAUCUUGGACAUAAUA